This is a messenger RNA of Prunus avium (sweet cherry), 960 nucleotides long. RefSeq names its product putative 2-oxoglutarate-dependent dioxygenase AOP1. The record is from RefSeq and is a predicted model, not a curated record. NCBI's taxonomy places the organism in Eukaryota, Viridiplantae, Streptophyta, Magnoliopsida, Rosales, Rosaceae.
AUGGGUUCAGAUUUUCGGCACGGGUUUCCGGCCAUAGAGUUGUCAAUGACUUCUCUGGCAGUGGACAGAGGAACUGAUGAGUGGAACAGUUUUUUGUGCAAGAGGGUUAGAGAGGCUUGUGAAAAUUAUGGAUGUUUUGAAAUAGUGUAUGAUAAGAUACCUCUGCAGUUAAGAGCAGAGGCCUUCUCACUGAUAAGGCAACUUUUCAGCCUUCCACUGGAAACAAAGAAGAAGAAUGUUAAUCCAAAGCCUUUCCAUGGUUACUGUGGAGAGUAUCCACAUGUUCCCUUGUAUGAGAGCCUUGGCCUUGAAGAUGCCUCCAACUUUGAAGCUGUUAGAGAAUUCACAGAACUACUCUGGCCUAAUGGCCAUGACCAUUUUUGCAACGCUAUACUUACUAUGAUGAGGCAGCUGGAUGAGCUGAAGGACGUGAUUGAAAUGAUGAUUCUUGAUAGUUAUGGUUUGGGAGAGAAAUCAGAUUCGAUCGUACCGUGCAAGAUGCUGCUACGAGUAAUGAAGUACAGUGCACCUCCAUCAGGGGAGGAGGUAGGGCUCACUGCUCACACUGACAAACUGUUGAGCGCCAUCCUUUGUGAGGAUCAAGUUUCAGGGAUUGAAUUUGAAACCAAGGAUGGACAAUGGGUCAAAUUGUCUCUUUCUCCUAGCUCCUUUCUCUUUAUUGUUGGAGAUCCUCUUAUGGCAUGGAGUAAUGGAAGAAUGCAUCCUGUGAAGCAUCGAGUGAUGAUGCGCGGAGAGAAAGAACGAAUUUCGUUAGGAAUAUUUCCAGUUCCAACAGAGGGUACCAUCAUCAAGCCACCAAACGAGCUAAGAGAUGAAGAACAUCCCCAAAUAAUUAAAGAGUUUGACUUUACGGAAUUUUUUAGGUUCUUUUCUUCAGAGGAAGGAGUGGCCAUUGACUCAGCAAAGCAAGUUUUUGCAUUUGCUGGAAUUAGCACUUGA